Molecule: messenger RNA, 465 nt
Organism: Globicephala melas (long-finned pilot whale)
Lineage: Eukaryota; Metazoa; Chordata; Mammalia; Artiodactyla; Delphinidae
Gene: SPATA19
Product: spermatogenesis associated 19
Cellular component (GO): sperm midpiece
Source: RefSeq, a predicted model, not a curated record
AUGAUAAUUACAACAUGGAUUGUGUACAUUCUCGCCCGGAAAGGUGCCGGGUUCCCCUUCCCACCGAAAGUCAGUUCGGACGUGGAAGUUGUGGAGAGCGAGGCUGUGUCUGUAGUACAGCAUUGGUUGAAAAAGACUGAAGAAGAGGCUUCCCAGGACAUAAAGGAGAAGAUGUCCACCAACUGCCCUCCCACGCAUGGCCAAGAUGUACAUGUGACCAGAGAUGAGGUGAAGCACCACCUCUCAAAGUCUGGUUUGUUAACAAACCAGAGUCAGGAGGUCCUGGAGGAAAGAACAAGAAUCCAGUUCAUAAGAUGGAGCCGUACCCGUAUCUUUCAAGUGCCAAGCGAGGUGAGAAAUGAUGCCAUGCGAGAACGGAUAGAGCAGGUGAGACGAAGCAUAUGCCAUCUUACGGAUGAGGCAUCUCAGGAGCUUCACAAGACAAAUUCCUACUCAGACUGCUGA